Lactuca virosa is the source of this 2907-nucleotide messenger RNA. The record is from the annotation of a GenBank genome assembly. Lineage: Eukaryota; Viridiplantae; Streptophyta; Magnoliopsida; Asterales; Asteraceae.
AAUUAAUCUUAAAACUGAAAUCAGGGAGCUCGUUAGGUUUUUUUCCCAUUCUAUUAAUCUAUUCAAAUUUGUUAUCUUUUGUUGUUUGUAUAAAUAUCAUCGUUGCAUUUGUAACUCGCUACUGGAUACGGCUGUCUGCAUCACCGACUCACCGAGUCCCUGUCGACGAACAAAACCCGGGAUAUAAACCGCAGUUGUCAGCGAUUACCUCACUACAAUACUACCUGAAAAGAUCUUCAUCUUCUUCAUUUCUCCCAAUCCGCACACACGAAUUGUUGAUUCGAUUGACAAAUCUAAGAACCGAUCAUGGGGCACGGUGAUAAAAGUGGGAGACCUAGCAAGAAGCACAAGUCAUCAACCAAGGAGGACUAUAAAGCUGCAGCUUUUGAAGAGGAGGAUGCAUAUUAUGUUGAAGAAUUUGGUGACGAUGAUCGUGAUGGUGAUGGAGAAGGAAAAAAGAGAGAUUUUACCAAAUUGGAACUUAAAGCAGAUCAUGUCAAUCGGCCAUUAUGGGCUUGUGCAGAUGGCCGGAUCUUUCUUGAAACCUUCUCUCCAUUGUAUAAACAAGCUUAUGAUUUUCUAAUUGCAAUUGCAGAACCUGUCUGCAGGCCAGAGUCGAUGCAUGAGUACAACCUGACACCCCACUCGCUCUAUGCAGCUGUGUCAGUGGGUCUAGAAACUGAAACCAUCAUAUCUGUUUUGAACAAGCUUUCAAAGACCAAGCUUCCUAAAGAGAUGAUCGAUUUCAUUCAUGCUUCAACAUCCAAUUAUGGAAAAGUAAAGCUUGUACUGAAAAAGAAUCGUUACCUGGUUGAAUCUCCUUUCCCAGAGGUAUUAAAGAGAUUGUUAAGUGAUGAAGUCAUAUCUCGAGCGAGGAUUUCAAACGAGGGAGACGAUGGCUUUGCUGUUAGUAGAUCAGUAGGUGAAAUUGAUGGUAGACAUGAGGAACUGCUAACAGAAGCACAGUUGGCAGCUGCAGCUGAAGAAAAAGAAGCUCAUUCAUUUGAAAUUGACCCCGGUCAGGUUGAAAAUGUAAAGCAGAGGUGUUUGCCAAAUGCUUUAAACUAUCCCAUGUUGGAGGAGUAUGAUUUUCGCAAUGAUACUAUAAAUCCGGAUCUUGAGAUGGAAUUAAAGCCUCAAGCACAACCACGACCUUAUCAAGAGAAGAGUCUCAGUAAGAUGUUUGGAAAUGGAAGAGCAAGGUCUGGGAUCAUUGUGUUACCUUGUGGUGCUGGAAAGUCUUUAGUUGGUGUUUCUGCAGCCUGCAGGAUUAAAAAGAGCUGUCUCUGUUUAGCAACAAAUGCUGUUUCUGUUGACCAAUGGGCUUUCCAAUUCAAGUUGUGGUCAAACAUUCGUGAUGAUCAUAUAUGUAGGUUUACAUCUGAUAGUAAAGAAAGGUUUCGUGGAAAUGCUGGAGUUGUUGUCACUACAUAUAACAUGGUUGCUUUUGGUGGUAAAAGAUCCGAAGAGUCUGAAAAAAUCAUUGAAGAAAUAAGAAAUAGAGAAUGGGGUUUGCUACUCAUGGACGAGGUGCAUGUGGUGCCUGCACAUAUGUUUCGUAAAGUUAUUAGCAUCACUAAAUCUCACUGCAAGCUUGGGCUUACUGCUACACUUGUUAGAGAGGAUGAAAGAAUUACGGAUUUGAAUUUUCUUAUUGGUCCGAAAUUAUACGAGGCAAAUUGGUUGGAUUUGGUUAAAGGAGGAUUCAUUGCAAAUGUACAAUGUGCUGAAGUGUGGUGUCCAAUGACAAAAGAGUUUUUUGCUGAGUAUCUGAAGAAGGAAAAUUCCAAGAAGAAACAGGCAUUAUAUGUGAUGAACCCUAACAAGUUUAGGGCUUGUGAGUUUCUUAUUCGGUUCCAUGAAGAGCAACGUGGGGAUAAGAUUAUUGUUUUUGCUGACAAUCUUUUUGCACUCACGGAAUAUGCAAUGAAGCUCCAUAAACCAAUGAUUUAUGUUAAUAUUUUGAUGUGCAGCCAUAUUGAAAGGACAAAGAUACUGGAGGCCUUCAAAACCAGCAAGACUGUCAACACUGUAUUCCUGUCAAAGGUGGGAGAUAAUUCAAUAGAUAUUCCGGAAGCUAAUGUAAUAAUUCAAAUUUCAUCACAUGCUGGUUCCAGACGUCAAGAAGCCCAACGUCUUGGCCGUAUUCUCAGGGCUAAGGGUCGUCUGCAGGAUAGAAUGGCAGGUGGAAAAGAGGAAUAUAAUGCCUUCUUCUACUCCCUAGUAUCUACAGAUACACAGGAAAUGUACUACUCAACUAAGAGGCAGCAGUUUUUGAUCGAUCAAGGGUAUAGUUUUAAGGUGAUAACAAGUCUGCCUCCACCAGACACUGGGGCAGAGUUGAGCUAUCAUCGUCUGGAAGACCAACUUUCUCUUCUUUCAAAUGUGUUAAAUGCUGGGGAUGAUAAACUAGGGUUGGAAAUACUUGAAGAUGAUACAGAUGACAUUGCACUACAGAAGGCUCGUGCACGCCGUAUGAUGGGGUCCAUGAGUGCCAUGUCAGGAGCUAAAGGAAUGCUCUAUCAUGAGUUCAGGAGUGGACAAAAGGGAGGUUUUGGAAAGAGCAAGCCUAAGGAUCCAGCAAAGAGACAUACACUAUUUAAGAAACGUUUUGUAUAACUGCAGGCAGGCAGGCUUGUUUUAUUGUUUUGACUUUUGAGUGCAAAAAGCCCUACCUACCAAAUGAUUCCGUGGCCUACAAACAUGCCAUGGCGAGAUAAAUUGUAAUGCCCCAAACCAGAACUACGUGGGCAUAUACAUCUAUUCAACAAAACAAAAAACUUGUUUUUUUUUCUGUAAAGAAAUAUGGACGCAUGGAAGGAACUUUACACACACUAUACUUAUUAUAUUGGUUUUGUUUGUGUUGACAAUGGCAUAUUGGCAUGGUUCACUGCCAAUCCAUUUGAG